CCCAAAAACAAUAAAAAAAUAUCCCCUGUCCUCAUGCAUUACCAAUAGUUAUUUCCAAAUCAUAUCUAUAACUCCCACCCACCAUAUCUUAAAACCAUGACCACCAUCACAAAUCCUAGCACCACCCUCUUCCACCCCCAUAUCACCACCUCCCGCCACCGUCACCGCGGUUCAAUCCCCUCAAUACGAGCCACAUUUUCCGGUGAAGAAACCCAAACCGACCGCCGAAAAUUCAUCCUAGCAGCCACCUCCAUUUCUUUACUAAGUUUAAACACUACCCUUAACUCUGGUGUGGCAUUAGCCGAAAAUUGGGGCACGAGGUCGUUUAUAAAAGAGCGGUUUUUCGAGCCAGGGUUGUCGGCUGAGGAUGCAGUGGCUCGAAUUAGGCAGACUAGAGAAGGGUUACAUAGUAUUAGGAACAUGUUGGAAACAAUGUCAUGGAGGUAUGUGCUGUUUUAUAUAAGAUUAAAGUCGGCUUAUUUAAAUCAAGAUUUGAAGAAUGCCAUGUCAUUGGUACCCGAUAUUAAAAAAAGUUCUUAUGUUAAAGUUGCUAAUGAGCUGGUUGAUAACAUGUCCGAGUUUGAUUAUUAUGUUCGGACGCCAAAGGUGUACGAAUCGUAUUUAUACUACGAGAAGACCUUGAAAUCAAUUGAUGAUCUUGUGGCGGUAUUAGCAUAGCGACUUGUUUAUAUAUAAUGUCAAAUACGAUUGAUUUUAAUUACGCUUAUUAUGUAUGUGUUUGAUAUGUUUUUUUGUAAGGUAAAAUUGAACAUAAAUUACAAUAGGAGAAAAUUUAAAUUUCAUUA
Erigeron canadensis is the source of this 806-nucleotide messenger RNA. Its product is annotated as photosynthetic NDH subunit of lumenal location 2, chloroplastic. Gene Ontology annotation, biological process: photosynthesis; photosynthetic electron transport chain. Gene Ontology annotation, molecular function: calcium ion binding. Bases 97 to 678 code for a protein of 193 amino acids. The record is from RefSeq and is a predicted model, not a curated record. The transcript has 2 exons. NCBI's taxonomy places the organism in Eukaryota, Viridiplantae, Streptophyta, Magnoliopsida, Asterales, Asteraceae. Gene Ontology annotation, cellular component: photosystem II; extrinsic component of membrane; chloroplast.